AUGCUGGCCCUCCGCGACCAGGAAAACCUGGUGAACACUCAUCAAACCGUCGCCGCUGGGAAGCCCUUGAACCAGGGUAUCAACAAACUACCCCCAAAGACUCCCGGCAAAACUCCCUUUAAAGUGCCACUCAACGAUGAGAACAAUCCUCUUCAAUUUGGAAAACGGACAGGAAAGGGCAAUGGAAAUCGUCAGGAUAAUGGAAAGCCCGGAAAGGACGCGUUCGUUACGCCGAUGGAACCGAGGCACCGUGCUCCCCUAGGCAUGAAGACGACGAACGCGAAGGCUAAGGGCCUGCAGACGCCAGCUCCGUUCGGGGGAACAUUGAAACCAGAGAAAACAAACCGGCGGAUGUCGACCGCUCAAAAAAUCAAGAAGGCUGCUCCAGUAUCCCAGCAGGCUCAAACCAAGGUGUACACGGAAGCCGUUCAUGAUGAUGUGCCGGACAUUGAAUACAUGGCUCCGAAAGCUAUAAGCCUGCCAGAUUUCCCCGAUGACAUUACAUACGACACAACAUUCCCGCAAUUUCAACCAAAGAACCGGGCCCUGGGCUUGGAAAGUGUUUAUGGAAGACAGGAGGUGGGCCGCGAUGGCCUUACCCACAAGCAGCGCAAGUUUCAGGAGGAUUCAGCGCAGUGUGACAAGCUGGUCAACGAGACAAUCAUGAAGCAGCUGGAUAAUAUCAGUUUCAAUGACGCGAGUGAGGAUGAGGCCCCACAGCCUAUGAAGGAAUACUCACUCGCUACUCGCCUACGAGGGCCUUCGACCACCACCAGAGCUGCGAGGAUUCCGACUAUUCGAUCUCGUGAGGCCGCCGCUGCUCUAGCCGCACCGAAAGCUAGUGCUGUUCCGGCCCGAAGUGUUGCUGUGUCCAAGUCUCGAGUCGCAUCUGCUGCGUCUGCCGCAUCUGCUCUGAUGCCAAAGAAGAAGACUCGGGUACCGACCAAUCCCUCCUCCAUGCGCACCACGGCGGCGGCAGCGACUUCCAACACGACUCUAGGAUACUCUAAGGGUCGCACUGUCUCGUCUUCGCUACGCAACAAGGCAUCUGCCCAGAAGGCCUCCAGCUCCCAGGCAGCGUUGUCUCCCGAAACUUAUCUGCAGCUGUAUGGCAUGCCGCCCCUGGGAUCGGAUAUGUGGACUCGCUGCAAAGCUGCCGGAUGUUUUGAUAUCCCCGAUGAGGCUACGGCAUCCCGGGAACUUGAGGAGUCUCUGCCUACCUUUGAGGAGGAUGAGGAUGCCGAGAGCUUUCAGCUGACACUGUAA
Molecule: messenger RNA, 1266 nt
Organism: Penicillium macrosclerotiorum
Lineage: Eukaryota; Fungi; Ascomycota; Eurotiomycetes; Eurotiales; Aspergillaceae
Exons: 3
Coding region: 1-1266 (421 amino acids)
Source: RefSeq, a predicted model, not a curated record